Linum tenue is the source of this 3908-nucleotide messenger RNA. The record is from the annotation of a GenBank genome assembly. Lineage: Eukaryota; Viridiplantae; Streptophyta; Magnoliopsida; Malpighiales; Linaceae.
AAUUAGAUUGUGAUAUGGGAUGAAAAUGGUUUAUGUGGACGACAUUGACCAUCUUAUCCUCUAUCUUCUCCCACGUUGAAAUGUGUCACAACAGUUUGACCACCAACUGAAAUACAACAGAAAUUAUGGAAGUCUCUCCCUUCCCCUGCUGCUUCCAGCACAGUUCAAUCUUCCCUCGAAAGCCGCUAGCUUCAUUUUCAACUGGGAAGAGCCAAUUCAUCGCAAAAAGAAACUCAGCCCUUUUCCCAUGUCGCUGUUCUUUGCCUUCUUCGGAGAAACCUCAGCAGCAGAAUGAGGGAAGGAGGGCGCUUUUUGGCUAUCUUCUUGCAUCAACCGGAAUUGCUGCAUGUGAUGCUGCUGAGGCUGUUAGUACCAGCAGAAGAGCUCUUAGAGGAGCAAAAGUACCAGAGGAUGAAUUCAAAACCCUUCCUAAUGGUCUGAAGUACUAUGAUCUGAAGGUUGGUGGAGGUCCAGAGGCUGUAAAGGGAUCUCGGGUUGCAGUACGGUUUGUGCCUUUGAUUGCUUGUCUUCAGCUGAUGCACAACUUUUCCUAGAAAGUGCUGAACUUUAGAUUCAUGGAGCAGAUUGUUCUUCAAAUUCUAGGUUCACUAUGUUGCCAAAUGGAAAGGAAUCACAUUCAUGACCAGUAGACAAGGAAUGGGUGUUGGUGGAGGAACGGUGAGAUUCGUUUUAAGUCUUUGGAUCAUUUCUCUUUGCUAGAUACCUGAUAUUCGUUCGAUUUGGUGUUGCUUGAAGCCUUAUGGAUUUGAUGUUGGCGAAUCCGAGAGAGGAAAUGUUCUCAAAGGGAUAGACCUCGGUGUUGUAGGAAUGCGCGUUGGAGGCCAGCGUCUGCUGAUAGUUCCUCCGGAGCUGGCAUAUGGAAAGAAAGGAGUUCAGGAAAUUCCUCCAAAUGCAACCAUAGAGGUACAAGGUUUAAAAUCCCAUUUCACUAAGAAUGCUCAAAGCAUUAGAACUUACUAAUCUACCCUUGGAAUUGCAGAUGGAUGUUGAACUUCUUUCCAUCAAACAAAGUCCAUUUGGGUCCCCUGUGAAAAUUGUUGAAGGAUAAUGAUAUCAACUCCACGGUUGGAAGCCCGUUAAUACAGGCCAGUGCUUCAGUUUCAAGAAGUUGAAUACCCCCACCUAUCUGAUAUACUGAAAUCACUUGUUCUUACUCCUUUCCCAAACAUCACUUGGUUAAUCCAUCUUUUACACGUUGCCAACUUCUUGUGAGCAGCUAAGAGUGCUGAUUAGCCACUGUUUAGUUUGUUCGCCCAUUUCUGAAAAUUCAUUCAAAUCUACUCCUUUUAUCAAACUCACUUUGCUGCCUGUAGAAGUGGAACUGUUAAGAUUAUGCUGUGGCCUGUGAAGAAACAACAUGUUUGUAAUUGAAUGGCUUGAUGUUCUAUUGAUUUUGAUCCUGAGCCGCAAGAAUACUGAUCAAGCAGGAAAACCUUUUCUUGGUGCAGAAGAAAGGGCCAGUGUCCUUCCUCUCUACAGACCAUACAGUAGGAAUCCAGCAGGUCGAGUAAAAUGCCAAAACACUGUUCAACUUUUCCCCUCCACAAUCAGAUUCUUUUAUCCCUUUUCUCCAAAACAAUCAUUUCUCUCCCACUUUAUUCCUUUCCCCUCCACCCUUUAUUUACCCCUUCAAUCCACCUAAACCCCUUGAACAAGCAAAAAUGACAACAUUUCCAACACAUACAGUUCUCUUCUGUUGCAUUCAUUUCCUUAUUCACUUCUCACUUCACACUCACUCCCAGAAGCUCUGCCCAAACUGUGGUCCCAUCCAAGUCCCCUACCCUCUGAGCACUAACCCCAACUGCGGCGACCCAAGGUACACCCUACGUUGCGACUCGAGCUCUCAUGCGCUCUACCUCGAUGCCUUGAACAGUAGCUCAUACCUUGUGCUCCGAAUCAUAGCAUCCACCCAGCGGUUGGUGGUGCAGCCAUCGCCAUUUGUGGUCGAUGGGCAGAAGAAGGACGAGUGCAUCACUCGGGACAUGCUUGUCAGUGAAGGUUUAAGGCUGAACCAGACGCUGCCAUUUAAUGUCACUUCAUCAAACACUGUGUUCUUGUUCAAUUGUUCUCCAAGGCUGCUCAACUCUCCCUUGAACUGCACUCCUGCCAGCCUAUGCCACGCAUACCUCGAGAGGUCUAGACACGUGGACGGGCAGAGAGCCGUUCGUUGUGCCAAUGUUCUGGACCCUUGCUGCACUUUUGUGGCAGGAGGGAUGCCCUCAGCUUACAGGAUCCGCCUUCAUAGUUCAGGUUGCAAAGCGUUUCGAAGCAUCAUUCAUCUGAAUCCUGACACCCCUCCUUCUCAAUGGGAAGAAGGGUUGGAGAUUCAAUGGGCUCCACCACCCGAGCCACCUUGCAAAACACAAAAGGACUGCUACGGAGCUUCCAAAUGCUCACCACCAUCAACCAAAGAUGAACCCUCUCGCUGCCUCUGCAACAAAGGCCACCAGUGGGAUAGUAUCCAUGGGACUUGCACGAAGAAGCUCUCUUCUACAAGUCGAAGAUGCAACGAGCCAGGCUUGCAAGGGCAAGGCAAGACAUGUUCAUAAGGUCAAGCAAUGGUGGUGCUGGUGGGAAGACAGCCAGGAUGUUCCAGCUGAAAGAGCUGAAGAAGGCAACCAACAACUUCUCCCCAGACAAUUUCUUAGGAAGUGGAGGGUUUGGAGAAGUCUACAAAGGGGAGCUCCCAAAUGGAACCGUUGUGGCUGUGAAAUCAGCCAAAGUUGGCAACAUCAAGAGCACCCAACAAGUCCUCAACGAGGUAGGAAUCCUGUCCCAAGUCAACCACAGGAACCUCGUACGCCUCCUUGGCUGCUGUGUCGAAUCGGAGCAGCCAUUGAUGGUCUACGAAUACAUCUCGAACGGGACACUCCAUGACCAUCUCCAAGGCAAUGAGGGAAGGUUCAAAUCCGCGACCUUCCUGGAUUGGACAACCAGGCUGAGAAUUGCUCUUCAAACUGCUGAAGCUUUGGCAUACUUACACUCCGAUACUCACAGUCCGAUCUACCACAGGGAUGUGAAGUCCACAAACAUACUUCUGGACGACGAUUUCAAUGCCAAAGUCUCCGACUUCGGACUCUCCAGGCUGGCAAGGCCAGGGCUGAGCCACGUGUCGACUUGCGCGCAGGGCACUCUGGGUUACUUGGAUCCGGAGUACUACAGAAACUACCAGCUGAACGACAAGAGCGAUGUCUACAGCUUCGGAGUCGUGCUGCUCGAGCUUCUGACUUCUCAGAAGGCCAUCGACUUCUCCAGAGACCAGGAUGACGUGAACUUGGCGAUCUAUGUGAUCCACCACAGUGGAAAUGAUGCACUGAACAUGGAGGUUGUGGAUCAACGGCUCUUUGGAAGCAGAGGAUUGAACGACGUGGUAUCAUCCAUGAAAGGAAGUAUGGUGCUCUUCUUGAAGCUGGCUUUUGCUUGUGUACAAGAGAAGAAAGUUGACAGGCCUAGCAUGAAGGAGGUUGUUCAGGAGCUGGAGAGGAUUGUUGGAAUGCUUGACGAGGGAAAAGGGUUGUCGCCAUGAUGUUGGAAUUGAGCGUUGAAAGAGAGAAAGAUCCAUUAAUGGGGCCUUGAAUAUUUCCCAUUAGCUCCUAAUUCCUAAAGUAAUUAGGAAGGUAGGGAAAUGUUCCCAUAAGAUAGCAAAAAGAAUGCAAGAUUAGAGUCUAGAUAACAUAUGGUUGGGAUCAAGUGCUGAGUCCCUUGGUAGAGUUGUUUUCAUCCUAGUUGAAACAAAUAUCAUGUAAUAAUUUGAAGUGUUUAUGACCAAUUGUGAUAUGGUUGCAUAUAUUGAGAGAUUCAACAAAAGAGAAUAAAUCAAUUUCUAUAUUAGUGAAAGAAUAUGUAAAGUUAUAACAUUUCUAGGUAUAAAUAACAUUAUUUUUCAG